UACAAGUAUAGAUGUACUAUAAAGGUUGAUAUAUAAACUAUAACAAUAAAAAUCAAGUGCAAUAUAAUAGGCUCAUAUCAAUAUUUAAUAAUAACAUAUUCAAACAAAUAUGCAAAUUAAAAUUAAACAAGCAAAAGUGGGUGUGAAAGUUAUGAAUUGAAAAAGAAAAAAAAACGAAUUGCAACGGAAAUAAAUUGUUAGAAAGUUAACAUGGUAAAGUAAGAAAUGUGAAAGCAAUUAUUCUUAAAACAUAGAGCAAAGACAGCAGACGUUAGGAAACAAAGGAUUAAAUUAAAAAAAAAUUAGAUGGCAGCUCAAUUUAAGCAACUCGGUGGUACUCCCAUAACGCCAGAAUUGGCAGUGGAACUAAGACAAUUAGUUUUUGGCACCUCGGCCAUACCCAUGAGAGCAGAAUGGACUCAAACUCCCUUUACCUUUGGUUCAGCAAAAGAAGAAUUUGCCUAUGGCUUAAGGUCUCCGCGUAAUGCUACCCGCGGUCUAUUAUCAGUGGUUCAGGGUUUUAUAUUAAAACAUUUGCUAUUUGGUCGUAAAUCCUCUAGGAGUGCUGCCAUGGCAGAUCCUCUACAACCCUCUCUCGAUAUGCAACGCGAAUCUUUACUCUUGGCUUUAUUGGAAAUUUUACGUUCUAUAGCGGAUAAAUCAAAAGUCGUUAUGGUUUUACCAUCACCCGAUGAUGAGUGUUUUGUGGAACAUAGCGCCACCUAUUUUCAUGAUGGCAUAACUGAAAAGCUUUAUAUUUUCCAUUUAAAUCCCAAUGAGGAAUUGGAGUUUUUUGUUAAACGUUAUUUUAAAAUUUUUACCGAAGAAGAUGCUCCUGGUACUUUGUUGUUUUUGUAUAGCGCUGUUUUGACACGCACUAUGGGCAAGGUACGCAGUGACCUCGAUUCUACUAAAAUUGUUCCCCUAACCAUGAGCAACAAUGAGGAAGGUUCUCUAAUGAUAGUAACACUUUUACUUACCGGACGAGCCACGCCCUACAUACACAAUGGUGUUAUAAAUGUGGGCGAUGAAAAUAGUUAUGCCUCUCCCCAAUAUGGUAUUUUAAAACGUUGUGCCAUUGGUUUACUGCUGUGGGAAAAUGAAAGUGGCCAGCUUAAUACAGCAGUGGCACGUCAACCAGGCUCACGCCUUAAGACACCCAAUUGUCCCAUAUGGAUAACACUGUGUGCGGGACAUUAUGGUGUCAUGUUUAAUAAAAAUCCUGAGCUGUUGCGUAAUUAUCAUGCUGAAUCACGUUUUGAUUUGUAUUACUAUAGUUGCUCGGGUCGUGAAAUAGCCAUGACUAUUGAUAAUCGUGUUUAUAACGAACAGGCUGCUGGUAUGUUGGAAAAUCAACAAUCUUCUUCGGAAAAUACUUCUAUUGCGGCUAGACCUUCGAAAGAGGAUAAUUUUUCGAAGGAUGAAACAUCGGCGGCUAAGGAUGAGCCGACGGUUAAUACGCCUCUACAGAAAUUGGUGCAUACUAAAUGGGAAGAGGCUCAAAUUAAGUUUCAUGUCCAACCCUCCAUGUUGAGUUAUUUGUUUAGUACUCAGCAGUAAGAUGGGGCUGUGGGGUUGAAGAAAUUGUUGUAGAGUUUUUAAGCGCUUAAAAGUGCUAUUAGUUUUCUAAGGCGUUCUCAAGGGCAGUGCUUAAUGCUUAAGCUUUUUGAUUUAAUUAAAAUAAUGCAAUAAAAUCUUUUACAAGCU
Molecule: messenger RNA, 1707 nt
Organism: Lucilia sericata (common green bottle fly)
Lineage: Eukaryota; Metazoa; Arthropoda; Insecta; Diptera; Calliphoridae
Product: inactive ubiquitin carboxyl-terminal hydrolase MINDY-4B
Exons: 7
Coding region: 307-1560 (417 amino acids)
Biological process (GO): protein K48-linked deubiquitination
Molecular function (GO): K48-linked deubiquitinase activity; cysteine-type deubiquitinase activity
Source: RefSeq, a predicted model, not a curated record